Messenger RNA from Myxocyprinus asiaticus (Chinese sucker), 6812 nucleotides. RefSeq names its product integrin alpha-9-like. The coding region runs from base 186 to 3302 and encodes 1038 amino acids. The record is from RefSeq and is a predicted model, not a curated record. Gene Ontology annotation, molecular function: integrin binding. Lineage: Eukaryota; Metazoa; Chordata; Actinopteri; Cypriniformes; Catostomidae. Gene Ontology annotation, cellular component: integrin complex; external side of plasma membrane. The transcript has 28 exons. Gene Ontology annotation, biological process: cell adhesion mediated by integrin; integrin-mediated signaling pathway; cell-cell adhesion.
AGACGCAACAGAUUCACCAGCACAAGAGAGGAGACAUGCAAUGAGACCGCUAUUCUAGCUUAGACCCUUCAUGCAUUGCCUUAAAUCUAGUUUGCAUGCGUUUGAUCUAACAAAAGUUUAAAUGUAGUUUUUAGAUUCAUUGUAAGACCCUUCAGACAGAGUUCUUGUUCUUUUAUAAAGUUCCCAUGAGAUUGACUCCAGCACUGAGGAUGCGCAACAGAAUGACGGAACCUUCUCUAUGGAAAAUACGCGCUUUGGAUAUUUUCAUAUAUUUGUCAUUUGUUUCUUGGGCUUAUUCUUUCAACAUUGACUUAGAACAUCCCGUGGUGUUCAGAGGACCAAAUGCGACGUUUUUUGGAUAUUCAGUUCUGGAGCAUUUCCAUGAUAACACACGCUGGAUUGUGGUGGGGGCUCCCAGAGCAAAAUCAUCUUUCAGCAGUUCGGUUCAGUCACCCGGAGCCAUCUACAAGUGUCGCAUCCGCAACAACCCAGAGCAACGCUGUACCGAGAUGGACCUCGGAAGAGGAAAUAAGCAGCGAGAGUCUUGCGGGAAGACUUGUCAAGGCGACAGGAACAAUGAGUGGAUGGGGGUCAGCUUGGCACGACAGGACAAACCCAACGGCAAAAUUCUGGCCUGUGCUCACCGUUGGAAGAAUGUAUACUAUGAAUCGGAGUAUAUACUCCCCCAUGGCUACUGCUCCGUCAUCCCAGCCAGUCUGCAGGGCAAAUCACAGCCCCUGAUACCAUGUUAUGAAGACCAUAAGAAGACCUAUGGGGAAGAACAUGGCUCAUGCCAAGCCGGGAUCGCAGGCGUUUUUACUGAGGAACUGGUUGUCAUGGGUGCACCGGGGUCUUAUUACUGGACCGGAACAGUCAAAGUGUUUAACAUGACAUCCAAUACACACUACAACCUUAAUCAAGAUUACCUGAGUCCACGGAGAUACAGUUACCUCGGAUAUGCAGUGACUGCUGGUCACUUUUCCUCUCCGACUACCUUAGACAUUGCAGCUGGUGCACCUCAAGACAGUGGUGGUGGAAAAGUUUACAUCUUCAGAAUUGAGGGAACAUCUCUUGUGAAGACCUUUCAAGCCUCAGGGAAAAUGAUGGGCUCUUACUUUGGCUCCUCAUUGUGUGCAGUUGACCUAAACGAAGACGGACUGUCAGAUUUGCUGGUGGGAGCACCCAUGCACAGCGAGGUCCGGGAUGAAGGCCAGGUUUCUGUUUACCUCAGCAGGGGCAAUGGAGUAAUGGAGGAAGUUGAGAUAUUGAAUGGUAACAAUGCUUACAAUGGCCAUUUUGGCGAGUGCAUCACAUCUCUCGGGGACAUCGAUGACGAUGGUUACCAAGAUGUGGCAAUUGGAGCCCCUAAAGAGGAUGAUUAUGGAGGAGCCAUCUAUAUAUACCAUGGUGAUGCCACAGGAAUAGUUAACAAGUACUCUAUGAGAUUGUCUGGGCGAAACAUUAAUCCCACCCUCCAAAUGUUCGGCCAGUCAAUUUCCGGCAAUGUGGACAUGGAUGGGAAUGGAUAUCCAGAUAUAACAAUAGGGGCGUUCAUGGCUGACAGUGUGGUGUUACUAAGAUCCAGACCAGUAAUAUCAGUAGACGUCUCUAUCUUCCUGCCCAUCUCUAUCAACAUCACAGUACCGCAGUGUCAUGAAGGUCCUCAGCAUCUCAACUGCUUUAACGUCACAGUCUGCAUGAGCUUUAGAGGGAAACACGUUCCUGGACACAUAGAGCUGUUGUACAAUCUAACGGCAGAUUCAGAUAAGAGACACAAAGGUCUACCACCACGGGUGUAUUUUGCAAAUGGCGGAGAGCAGAUGGGUGUUGUGAGUCAGCGUUUCAACCUAGAAAUCAAUCGACAGCAGUGCCAUCAGUACACGUCCUUCGUAAGGAAAGAGGUGAAGGAUGUCUUUGCAGCCAUCAUGUUUGAGGCAGCCUACAGUUUAGGAAAACACAUUCUAGAUGGACAUCAGGACCACGAUCUCCCCUCUCUGACCCCUGUUCUGCGAUGGAAGAAAGGAGAGAAGAUUGCAGCAAGGAAUGAGACGUGGUUUGAGAAGAACUGUCUGUCAGAAGAUUGCGCCGCUGACCUGAGGCUUCAUGGGAAACUGCUUCUUCCUGGGCUCAGACCUCAUCUGGCACUUGGUGGAGUGAAAAACAUCUCAUUAAAUUUAACCAUCUCUAAUGCUGGAGAUGAUGCCUACGAUACCAACAUCUACUUAAACUUCUCCAGGGAGGUCCACUACAUCAACUUCUUACAGAAAGAAGAGAAGGGCAUUUCCUGUGUGCUGGUAGAGCUGGACUUCCUCAAGUGCAGCGUGGGGUUUCCUUUCAUGAGGGCGCAAACCAAGUACCAUCUAUCAGUGCUUUUUGACACAAGUCAUCUAUCUGGUGAAAAUGAGACACUGCUGUUUUUAGUACAUGCUAGAAGUGCUAAUCCAGAGCAUGAUAGCAAACUCCACGACAACACUUUGGAAUUGUCCAUACCGCUGAUGCAUGAGGUAGACACAACAAUCACUGGCGUGGUAAACCCGACCUCUUUUGUGUAUGGAAACUCAGUGGAUACAUCACGCUUCAUUCAGCUGGAAGAUCUGGACUGCAGCUUUCAGCCUCUAAACUUCACUUUUCAGGUGAUAAACAAUGGGCCCAGCAGACUUCCAGGCUCCACUGUGGACAUCAGGAUACCAAACCGGCUGGCUGGUAACGGAGCUGAUAUGUUCCAUAUCAUUGACACACAAGUAUCUGAAGGUCGAGGGAACUGCACGUGGCAUAAAAACCCCACACCCUGCACAAUUCCACAAGACAAAGAAAGCAUCUUCCACACCAUUUUUGCCUUCUUCACCAAAUCCGGCAGAAAAGUUGUGGAUUGUGACCGGCCCGGGAGAUCUUGUCUAACUAUUUCCUGCAGUCUGGGCUCUCAGGCUAAAGAAGAUGCCACAAGUAUAGAUGUGCAAAUGCUACUGAACACUGAAAUAUUACAAAGGGACAGCUCCUCUGUGAUCCAGUUUGUGACACGAGGUCACGUCCAGCUGGACGACAGAGCCAUGGAGGUAUCCAACGGACUGCCAGAGGAGAUUUCUCUGGUGUUUGAGGCCCUGCACAGUCAGGAACCCAGGGGUUACGUGGUGGGAUGGAUCAUCGCCAUCAGCCUACUUGUUGGAAUCCUCAUCUUCUUGCUGCUGGCUGUUCUGCUCUGGAAGAUGGGAUUCUUCAGGAGGCAUUACAGAGAGAUCAUAGAGGCGGAAAAGAACAGGAAGGACAGUGAUGAGAGCUGGGAUUGGGUCCAGAAGAGCCAAUGAGAUCUUGGAUUGGGUUCAGAAAAUCCAAUAAGCUGCUACCUUCACCACAGCUGUCUCUCUAGACCCAGGCCCCGCAAGCUUCCAUAUGUGGAAGAGAAGAUUAUUCUCCAGAUUUUCCGGAGGUUUGACACUUUUUUUUGUGACGUUUGAGGUGACAGUGUGGCCUGCCAGUAAAGACUUGUAGUGGAAUUCCAUUGAGCCCAACGGGAGAAGCCUCUCGCCAGCGGGACGGAAAGAGAGGAAUAGAGAGACUUCCUGAAACGGAUGUGGAUAUCGUGUCAAUACAAUCCGACGAUUAAAACCCUCAGGGCGCUGUUCAAAAGCAAAAAUCUAUUUUUUAUAAAAUGUAUUCCAUACUGUAUAGAAAAGGCUUCAAGAGUUUUUGUUUUAAAGCACUGAUGACUGACACACGCCAAAGAGAUGAUGCUAUUCCUUCAAAGUGUUCCGGUGGACAUCAGUAUUCCAAUAAGUGAUUAAAGUUGGUUUGCAAAUUGGACAUUUUGAAAAUGGCUUAUAACCUCUGUGUUCCCUCAAGUUCUCAUAAUUUACAGAGAAUACAAAGCUUAUGUCUGUUGAAAGCUUUAGUCACCAAAUGAAGUAGGAUCAAACAAGAGAACGUCAGAGAUGCAUUUAUCAAACAAAUAUAUACAUCAUCAUAACAGCUCAGUUGUUACCUGCAGACCCCUAAAAAGUAUUUAGACACUUAAAGGAAUAUUUCAAUAUCAGUCGACAGCAUUUGUGGCAUAAUGUUGAUAACCACAAACAUUUUCUUUAACCUCCUGAGACCCGUGUGAAUACUUUGUGCAUUUUCCAUUCCCCUUCUUGAUUUGUAACUAGUAGCCCCUAAGAAACAUGCAACUUUGUUUUUUAGACCAAAGAGUCUUCCUAAAAAUGUAUGUCCACAUAUGUGGACAGCGGGACUAAGCUAUAGAAAGUCAUAUAACUUUUAUCAAAUUGUUUAUUAUGUUUCCAGGAGUGUUGGUUAUUCAUGUUUUUGUGACAUUACAGACAUUACAUCAGAAAUUAGCAUAAUUAAUUCUGAUUCAUGGUAAUGAAGUAAUGGCCAGCAUCAUCCAAUCACUGCAAACCAUGUUAAAAUAGAAAUUAUGCAUUAUUAAAUUCUGAAUCUAUGUACUGAUUAUCAUUGUCUCAUGUCUGCCAAACAUGUUGAACUUUUGAUAGGAAGUUUAGAUUGAAUGUACUUAGCUGCAUUGAGAGCUAUAAGAUGAUUCCUUGCUCCCUAUUUAGUGAACGACUUAACCUCCAGUGUGCUGUCUGUCGGCACUGGUCUCAGAACAGUUCGUAAUGCACCUUAUUUUCAUCCUAACUCCAUAGAAAGCCUCUGAAAGCAACAUUUUCCAGAUUUUGGAUGCAUCCAUUGAUUCUCACUGUGAUAAUGCACAGUGAAUAUAGGAUAUUUUACCUGAAACUGAGCCUACAGUCCACAAAUGUGGAAAACUGGCAUAUCAGAUGAAACUAAAGAUUCUAAACUUUUGACUCAAACAGGUUUCAGUGUAAAAACUGAAUUAGGUUUCUUACCAGAUGUAGUUUUGUUGACGUUUCUCUCAAACACAAACUCCUCUACGAUCGCCACCAUGUUGUUUGGUCACAUGACUCAGUGCGUCGAAAGUUGAACCCUUUACUGACAGCACAGAGUCUCCUGAACUGAGCUCAGUCGGUUUAAAUGAAUUUAAAUUAUGCGUUGCAUAUAGCAAAGCCAAAAUACAAUGUUCACGCAUUUGUGUACGCGGGGUCGAACGAGGUUCAAAUCUGGGUUUCAUUGAGGCACUUACAAUGGAAGUGAACGGGCCAAUUUUUGGAGGGAUUAAAGGCAGAAAUGUGACGCUUAUAAUUGUAUAAAAUCACAUGUAUUCUUCUGUUAAAACGCAUGUAUUAUUUGAACUGUAAAGUUAAGUAAUUUUACUGUUUACGGUGUUACGUCGUCAUGGCAAUGAAGUUGUAAAAUUUAAAAUAACUUUACACAGAAAAGAUUAGUAAGUGAUUUUAUCACACUAAAUUCAUGUUAACACACAUAUUUUUGUGCUGUACUUUUGAAACAGUGAGUAUUUUAAUGUUUAUGGAUUGACCCCAUUCACUUCCAUUGUAAGUGUCUCACUGUAACCCAGAUUUUUGCUUUUUUUUUUUAUUAAGAAAAGGAGGGACGAGUCGAAAUAUAUUUUUGUAGUAAUCAACAUUGUGCAAAAAAUGCUAUCGAUUGAUCUAAACUUUUAUUUAACCCGGAAUAUUCCUUUAAGUCACAUUUAAAAAUGUCUGAAUGUUUUUGCAUUAGAUAAAAUAUCAAACUGAGUGGCAUUUAUUUUACAGAAAGAUAGCUCUAUUCAAUAUAUUUGAAAUUCACGACUUCAAACAUUUUUAUGUAUUUUUUUUAUUUUUUUUAGAUUAUAACUGCACUGGAUAAUGAGCCCACUACCAGAUUUUGAUAUUGACUAUAGUCAUUUGUAGAGUUAUACAACAAACACAUUCCAUUAAUUUGUAGACAAAUCAUGAUUUACAAUUCCACUGUAACACAAAAUGUUUUUCUUCUCUUUCAGUAUUCCAUAAAUUAGGAAUGUUGGAAAUAUUUAAGCAACUACUAUGAAAGGCCGUGCUGUAUUGUGAAGUUAGUCAUAUAGUCAGAACAUUGCUAUGCUACAAAAUAACGAUCCGCUAUGGGUGCUGCGCAGAGAUAUGGCGAAUAGCUGUUUCUAUAUUGUAUUUUAUCACCGCUGGAACGUUAUAUUGACCAAUCAGCAUUCAGGACCGAAACUGCUUGUGUUUCUGUUUUUAUAAAAGGGAUUUACAGCAUCUUCGGUAUGUUACAUCAUACAUGUCCUCCAGCUUUUAAACAAAUCCCUUGAAAAGUUCCGACAGCAUAGACCCGCUUUACGCAAUGUUUAACAAUUUGUAAUGACCUAAAAAUAGGUGGAAAUACGCAGUACAUCAAAGCUUGUUUAAAGUCAGCAUUUUGGAGCUCACUCAGACUCGCUGUCAGACUUAAUAUACAUUCUGAACUUGUCGUAUACUUCCAUACAAACAGCACAGAGCCAAAGACGUUUGUUACGUUUUCUUAUACAGAGAAUAAUUUUCCUCUCAUUUCAGAGGCUUUCUGUAAGACUCACCAUUUCUUUGAGGUCUACCAAAUGAUAAAUAGUUCAUUAUUUUGGAUGUUCUGAUAUCUGUGGAAGAAUCGGCAAAAUAAAGUUUGAAUUAUUUGAUCCAUACUCAUCACCACUGGCAUGGCAAACACCUGUUCACAUGUCCACCCUGUCACCAGUUUCUCACAUAAGUGUGUUUCAGAAAGACACAUACUUGACAUUGUAAGUGUAACGUAACUGUGAGUGUUGAAGCAGUAAAUGUUACCAUUAUCACCUAUUUUGAACAUUUUAGAAUAAACUACUGUCACUGAAUUUCAGUUUUAUAGAUGUAUUGAGAAAUAUGUUUGUUGUACAAGCUCGAGCUGUAUAUUUAUCUACUGAAUCUGCCAUUUUAAAAUUAAAAAUCACAAACAGA